AUUGUUUAAACGUUUUAAAUAGAAUAGUUGAUUUAGUUCUCAAGCGUUAGCUGAGCUAUUUUAAAGCUUUCUUAAAGAUGUCUUUCCAUGCUGGCCGUGGAUGCCCGAGGGGUAGACUACCCGCUCCGGGUCAAAUAUAUCAUCCUGCUUCCCCACGAUAUCACUACGACCCUUCCGCUGCUCCCGGACCUGUCUAUAACCCCCAGGGCGGCAGCAGCUACAUGCCACCUCAUCCUGACUUCAUGUCGUUCCACUUCCCUCCACCAUCACAGGCUUCCAACACCCUGCCUCAGUGCCCCAUACGUCCACCAGUCUUCACAGAACCACCCCCUUUUCCACCACCUCCUCCUCACAGCUCAGAUGGCUCGACUCCAAUGCCGAUUCAGAACUCUUAUCCUUACAUGAUGCCCAAUAUCCCCCCUCCACCCCUGCCACCUAUGCCACCCUCAGUUCCACCCACUAUGCCCUACCCUCCAACAUACCCUAUGAGCUACCCUCCACAACCCCAGCUUCCCCCUCCACCCAGCUUCAACCCAGCUUAUGGUCAGCCUAGUGGUUCCUUCAAGCCUGAACGUUCCCGUCCACCACUUCACUACAAGACGGAUUCCUGUUCUCGUUCCCCUGAGAGACUUCGGCACCAUGAUGAUCACCGGCACAGGGGUCACAGUUAUAGCGAAUAUGGAAGCAGACACAACCGAGAGUUUGGAGGAGAGAAGCGGGACAGGGGGUGUAGUUCAGAACGGAGGCGUUCAGACAGUCCUCGGCGGUGUAAAUCCGACUAUGACCGAGGACGUGUGUCAUCGAGACACCGCAGCAGAGAACGCUAUCGGCACAGAGAUGAUCCAGGUUCACCCUCUUCAGACAGACAUCGUAAACACGCUCGCAAUCGCUCAGGCAGCCGAGAGAGAAAGCGCCGCCGUGUGGAAGAGGAUAAAGAGAGGAGAACUGAUGGAUCUUCAAGCAGUCGAGAAAGGUCUGUGAACUCCAGCAGGAGCAGAGAGGCUGAGGAGAUAACCAUCGACCGCCAUGAGGAGGACAGAGGACAGGAGGAGCUACACAAACCUGCUUGGAUCCGCUGCACACAUGCUGAGAACUACUACUCUAAUGAUCCCAUGGACCAAGUGGGCGACUCUACUGUCGUCGGAACCAGUAAGUUGAGAGAUCUGUACGAGCGUUUUGAGGAAGAACUUGGUAAGAGACAAGAGCGUGCCAAAUCCAUCAGGCCUAAAUGGGAACCACCCAAGACCAAACUGGACCAGGAUCAGGAUGAGAGUUCCAGUGAAUCUGAGUGUGAGUCUGAUGGAGGUGGUAGCACCUGCUCCAGCAGCUCUGACUCUGAGGUGUUUGAUGUCAUCGCUGAGAUCAAGAGGAAGAAAGCUCAUCCUGACCGCCUUCAUGACGAGCUGUGGUACAAUGACCCUGGACAGAUGAAUGACGGACCAUUAUGCAAGUGCAGUGCCAAAGCCAGAAGAACUGGAAUUCGACACAGUAUUUACCCUGGUGAACAGCCAGUAAAACAGUGUCGUCCAAUGAACAACAAUGCUGGAAAACUGUUCCAUUACAGAAUAACUGUGUCCCCACCCACCAAUUUCCUGACAGAUAGGCCAACGGUUAUUGAGUAUGAUGACCAUGAGUACCUGUUUGAGGGCUUUUCUUGCUUUUCACACACUCCGCUUACUAGUAUCCCUUUGUGUCGGGUUAUUCGCUUCAACAUUGAUUACACCAUCCACUUCAUAGAAGAGAUGGCACCUGAGAACUACUGUGUUAAAGGCCUGGAACUGUUUUCCUCAUACCUAUUUAAAGACAUCUUGGAGUUGUAUGAUUGGAAUCUCACAGAUCCUGAAGAAAAUUCUCCGUUAGGCUGUCAGAGGUUUCAUUUCAUGCCUCGGUUUGUUCGGUUCCUGCCAGAUGGAGGAAAGGAGGUGCUGUCAAUGCAUCAGGUGCUGCUGUAUCUCUUACACAGCAGCAAACCUCUGGUUCCCGAAGAGGAGAUUGCAAAUAUGCUUCAGUGGGAGGAGCUGGAGUGGCAGAAAUAUGCUGAGGAGUGCAAGGGCAUGAUCGUCACUAACCCUGGCAUGAAACCCAGCUCUGUGAGAAUCGACCAGUUGGACCGUGAGCAGUUCAACUCCAGUGUCAUUACUUUCCCCAUAAUUGUGCAUUUUGGUAUCCGACCUGCUCAGCUUAGCUACGCUGGAGACCCGCAGUAUCAAAAGUUGUGGAAGAGUUAUGUGAAGUUGCGACACCUGCUGGCCAACAGCCCAAAAGUUAAACAAAUUGACAAACAGAAGUUGAUGCAAAGAGAAGAAGCUCUCCAGAAGAUCAGGCAGAAGAAUACGAUGAGAAGGGAGGUCACAGUGGAACUCAGCAGUCAGGGUUUCUGGAAGACUGGCAUUCGUUCUGACGUCUGCCAGCACGCUAUGAUGCUUCCUGUUCUCACCCAUCACAUCCGCUAUCACCAGUGCCUGAUGCAUUUGGAUAAGCUGAUUGGUUACAUGUUUAAGGAACGAUGCUUGCUGCAGUUGGCAAUGACUCACCCCAGUCAUCAUCUUAAUUUUGGGAUGAAUCCUGACCAUGCUCGCAACUCUUUGUCCAACUGUGGGAUACGCCAGCCAAAAUAUGGAGACCGGAAAGUGCAUCAUAUGUACAUGAGGAAAAAAGGAAUUAACACCUUGAUCAAUAUAAUGUCACGACUGGGCCAGGAUGACCCAUCACCUUCCAGGAUCAAUCAUAAUGAGCGCUUGGAGUUUCUUGGAGAUGCAGUUGUUGAGUUUCUGACUAGUGUGCACCUCUACCACCUAUUUCCAAGCCUAGAGGAAGGAGGACUUGCCACAUAUCGCACAGCAAUCGUUCAGAACCAGCAUCUUGCCAUGCUUGCCAAGAAACUGGAGCUGGAUCGUUUCAUGCUAUAUGCCCACGGCCCUGAUCUGUGCAGAGAGUCAGAUCUCCGGCAUGCCAUGGCAAACUGUUUUGAAGCCCUGAUAGGGGCUGUUUACCUAGAAGGGGGUUUAGAAGAAGCCAAGGAUCUCUUUGGAAGACUGCUGUUUAACACUGAGGACAUGAGAGAAGUUUGGCUCAACUACCCACCUCAUCCUUUACAGGUGCAGGAGCCCCUGACUGACAGGCAGUUGAUUGAAUCCUCUCCGGUUCUGCAGAAACUCACUAAUUUUGAGGAUGCUAUCGGAGUGCUGUUUACUCAUGUACGUCUCCUAGCGAGGGCCUUCACUCUGCGGACAGUGGGCUUCAACCACCUCACACUAGGCCACAACCAGAGGAUGGAGUUUCUUGGAGACUCUAUCAUGCAGCUUGUGGCAACCGAAUAUCUCUUCAUCCACUUCCCAGACCAUCACGAAGGACAUUUGACACUCCUGCGCAGCUCAUUGGUAAAUAACCGGACUCAAGCGAAGGUUGCAGAAGAGUUGGGUAUGCAGGAAUUUGCCAUUACCAAUGACAAAACCAAACGACCAGUUGCCCUACGGACAAAGACUUUAGCAGAUUUGUUGGAGUCAUUUAUCGCAGCACUUUACAUAGAUAAAGACCUGGAAUUUGUGCACACAUUCAUGAACGUUUGCUUCUUCCCACGACUCAAGGAGUUCAUCUUGAACCAGGAUUGGAACGAUCCAAAAUCACAGCUGCAGCAGUGCUGUCUAACCCUGCGGACGGAAGGCAAAGAGCCAGAUAUUCCUUUAUACAAAACACUUCAAACUGUUGGACCCUCACAUGCCAGGACCUACACGGUGGCAGUGUAUUUUAAAGGUGAAAGGAUUGGCUGUGGAAAAGGACCAAGCAUUCAGCAAGCUGAGAUGGGGGCAGCCAUGGAUGCUCUGGAGAAAUAUAACUUUCCUCAGAUGGCUCAUCAGAAACGCUUCAUCGAAAGAAAGUACCGUCAAGAACUGAAGGAGAUGAGAAGAGAGCGAGAGAGACAGGAGAGAGAUAGUGAUGAAGGAUAGAACAGCAGAAAGUGGAGAAGGAAAAGCAUUUCUUAGGUAGAGUUGCAGGGAGUAAGUCAGACAACAGCAGGCAGAGGAAAGCAAGUAUGUUUUAAUUUUGUUGUUUUGUUGUUCUGUGUAUAAAUCUGUGUUUGUUUAAUCAAUUCAUAUUAAUAAGGUUUUAAAAGAUUAAAAUUUACAUUAACUAACCAUCA
Danio rerio (zebrafish) is the source of this 4141-nucleotide messenger RNA. RefSeq names its product drosha ribonuclease III (gene drosha). The record is from RefSeq and is marked provisional. Gene Ontology annotation, molecular function: primary miRNA binding; RNA endonuclease activity; ribonuclease III activity. NCBI's taxonomy places the organism in Eukaryota, Metazoa, Chordata, Actinopteri, Cypriniformes, Danionidae. Gene Ontology annotation, cellular component: nucleolus; cytoplasm; nucleus. Gene Ontology annotation, biological process: rRNA processing; pre-miRNA processing; miRNA processing.